GCCGCGCCGGCCGGAAGUGAUCCGUUUCCGGUCAUGGAGCCGGAGGUGGACAGGAGGUACCGGAGGGGCAUGGGGGCCGGUGACCGGCUCCUGGACAUCCCGUGCAACGUGUGUGGCGACAGAAGCUCUGGAAAACAUUACGGCAUCUACUCUUGUGACGGAUGCUCGGGAUUUUUCAAGCGCAGCAUACACAGGAACCGUGUGUACACUUGCAAGGCUCAGGGUGACCAAAAAGGCAGGUGCCCCAUCGAUAAAACCCACCGCAACCAGUGUCGAGCGUGCAGACUCAAGAAAUGCUUUGAAGCCUCCAUGAAUAAAGACGCAGUACAACAUGAACGAGGGCCCAGAAAGAAUAAAAACAAGGACUUGGCUGAAGGAGACCAGUCGAAAGUCCCCGUGUUUCUGGGGCGAGGGAACGAAUUUUUGAUGCCACCCCCUGCGUUUGGACCCACUCAGCCCCUCCUUGCGCAACACAGAGCACCAGACGCAAUCCAGGAUCCGUUCGGUGUGCCGAAGCUGGUCGGCGCUGACGACCGGCCGCCAUUGCUGUACCCGGCGCCACUGACGCUGACGCCCUCCUGGGACCUCUUCCACGAGACGACGGCGCGGCUCCUGUUCAUGGUGGUGCGCUGGGUGCGCGGCCUGGCGCCCUACCAGACGCUCUCCUCACGGGACCAGGUGCUGCUGUUGGAGGAGUCUUGGAAGGACCUGUUCCUCCUCCAGCUAGCUCAGUGGUAUUUGCCGUUCGACCUGUCCUCGCUGCUGGACUCGGCGCACGCGCAGUCGCGCCUGGGCGGCGGGUGUCGCGCGGACGUGCGCAUCAUCCAGGACAUCCUGUGCCGGUUCCGGCAGCUCUCGCCCGACAUGACCGAGUGCGGCUGCCUACGGGCCAUCGUGCUCUUCAAGCCAGAGACGCCUCGCCUGGCUGACACUCGACCCGUGGAGAUGCUGCAGGACCAGGCGCAGUGCGUGCUCAGCGACUACGUGCGCGCGCGCUUCUUGCGCCAGCCGACCCGCUUCGGCCGGCUGCUGCUGUUGAUCCCAGCGCUGCGUUCGGUGGCCGCCACCGCCGUAGAGACGCUCUUUUUCAAGGAGACUACCGGCGAGAUCGGCGUCAGCCGUCUGCUCUCCGACAUGUACCACAUGGAGAACGCCGACUGAUCUCACGGCGUGAUGCGUAGAGAAUGCCGAUUGGGCUACCGGGCGUGCUGCCUAAAGAGCGUCGACUGGUCGUACAAGGACGUCACCCAAAGAACGUUGACUAUUCUAAUUGGCGUGCAGACGAAAGAACAAUGGCUGACCUCCCAUAGGUGCUGUGGAGAGAACACUAACUAAUCUUCCGGCCACACUGCGGAGAGAACGCCGACUUGUUCUCAGUAUACGCCCGGUGUACGCCGCAAGGCAACGUUGUCUAGUCUUCAGUGCGCGGUUCGGAUCAAAUAAUCAUUGAUCCCGAACGACAAGAGUACAUGGAGAGCGCUGACCGAUCUCAUGCGCACUCCACAUGUGUAAGAAACAUUGAGCAUUCUCUAAAUGCCAGACCGUUCGCAUCAGUAGCGUUCUAUUUAAAGGAGCGUGUUGAGCGAAAGUGGGAGUAGGUGAGUGCCGCAUUUAAGACGGUCGAGAAGACGCUCCUGGAGAACACUCAAGGUCUCCAGGGUGCCAGUUUGAUAGCAGAUUAAUGCAGGCAUUUGUAACCUAUCGCUUGCCAAACGCUGCUUUGUUUCCCAUGCACGACGUGGCCAUUCAGCAGCAUCUGAUUAGCAGCGGGGUUUUCCGAAAAUCACGACUAAUUUAGUGUUGUUUGACGGGAGGGCUCAGCGAAGCAUAGUCGUUAAUCGUGCGGUUAAUGUAGGCCGGUCAUGCCACACAGUUACCUCACACGUACACGCCGCUGAGUUCGCAAACGAUCAGUUUCGUUUGCAGCCAGCCAAAGCGUCACAACAUGCGUGCCGAUCACAUGUAAGUCAGCUUUGUUUCCUUGUGCGUCAGAGGAUAAUUUAAAUCUUAAAUGGGAUGGGUAACACUGUCCACAAUCGUCACUUCAUGUCAGCCAAACACGUCCGUUAUGUUGUACUGAUCGGGCUCUUUAGCCUCCUACCACAUCCUUCAGGAGAAAAACGUCCAGGACCGAUAACGCGCAUGCGUUAUAUCUUGUGCAAUGCAACCUUGUCCGCUUAUGGUGAAUGUAGGUAGCUUUUCAUGAGUGUCCCCGUUGCGAUCGUUAUUUGACUGAAUAAACACCUACUAUUGCA
Pollicipes pollicipes is the source of this 2255-nucleotide messenger RNA. Its product is annotated as nuclear receptor subfamily 2 group E member 1. Gene Ontology annotation, biological process: regulation of DNA-templated transcription. Lineage: Eukaryota; Metazoa; Arthropoda; Thecostraca; Pollicipedomorpha; Pollicipedidae. The record is from RefSeq and is a predicted model, not a curated record. Gene Ontology annotation, molecular function: DNA-binding transcription factor activity; sequence-specific DNA binding; zinc ion binding. The transcript is spliced from 7 exons. The coding region runs from base 34 to 1161 and encodes 375 amino acids.